Messenger RNA from Argiope bruennichi, 3102 nucleotides. RefSeq names its product DNA-directed RNA polymerase III subunit RPC6-like. Gene Ontology annotation, cellular component: RNA polymerase III complex. Lineage: Eukaryota; Metazoa; Arthropoda; Arachnida; Araneae; Araneidae. The record is from RefSeq and is a predicted model, not a curated record. The transcript has 9 exons. The coding region runs from base 186 to 1082 and encodes 298 amino acids. Gene Ontology annotation, biological process: transcription by RNA polymerase III.
AUUUUUUGACAGUAAAAAUACUUUUUACUAAUCGUCUAAACAUUAGUAAAGUAAAUUUUGCCAAAAAAAGUUUUCAUUUUUCAAAAGAUAAAACCAAUUUAGAAUAUUCUAUUGUAAAAAGCGUAUUGUGUUUAUAGUUUUUGACGCAAACCGCGGACAAUUUUUAUUUGAAUAAUUUUUCGAAAAUGGAUUUAGAAAAUUGUGUUUUGGAGCUUAUCAUCAAAAAUCCAAAUGGUGUAACUAAUAAAAUGUUGCAAACUGCAAAUCCUACUACUGGAGUUGCUGAACUUGUGGAAGUAAUCAAUAAAUUAACAGCUGCUGAUAAAAUACAAAUAUUUCAUAAAGGGAAGCAACUAGUUUACAUGCUGAAGGAUCCAGAGUCUGUAAAACACUGUAAAGGAGCAGAUGCUGAAGAAAAACUUAUUUAUCAACUAAUUGAGAAAGCUGGAAACAAAGGGAUAUGGAUAAGGGAUCUUCGUUAUGCCAGUAAUAUUCCUCAAACUCAAGUUAAUAAAAUUCUAAAGAGCUUAGAAAGUAAAAAGUUGAUAAAAUCAGUUACAUCUGUUGCAGCAUCAAAGAAGAGAGUGUAUAUGCUGUAUAAUAUUGAACCUGAUCGCUCAGUAACAGGUGGCACUUGGUAUAGUGAUCAAGAGUUUGAAUCUGAAUUUGUAGAUGUUCUCAAUCAGCAGUGCUAUCGUUACUUGCAACAGGAAAAAGCAGUUGCAGAUAAACUCUCUGAUCCUGUAUCUCGCAGAAGAGCAUCAUUCAAAUCAUCCAAAGAUAUUUGUGAUUACAUUAAUGGUCUCAAAGUUAGCAAAGUGCAGUUGAGCAUGCAGGACAUUGAGACAAUACUGGAUACAUUGGUUUUUGAUGGAAAAGUAGAAAAAUCUGUUAUCUACAAUAACUCGACUUCAGAUGAAGAGAACUCACAAAAAGUAUAUGGAGUUAUUAAACCUCUUCUUUCUAAUUGUGGAUUGAUGAGAGUUCCUUGUGGUGUUUGUCCAGUCCAUAAUGAAUGUCGUGAUGGUGGCAUUAUUUCACCAACAACUUGCCCCUACAUGAAAGAAUGGCUGGAAUACUGAAAGAUCAUUUAAUAAUACAUUCAUAUUCAUAUAUUUUUUAAAUCAUCAUCAUUGUUUUUGGGGGCAUUAAUUGUAGAAAACAUGUGAACCUUCAAGUUCUAAGGAAAUUAUGUUCUAAAUUCUGAAUGUUAAUAAUUUUUAAAGCAAUGAUUUGCAAUCUUUAUACUUUCCUAUUAUUCCAUGUGUUCAGUCUUUUUAUUUUGAACUCCCUAAGAUUCUAUCAUUGAAAGACCCUCUAUGAUAAUCAAUUAACCAAAUUGUAGAUCUUUUCAGUACAUUGAUUGAAUUUAAUUUUAUGAAUAUUAGAUUGAAAUAAUGAUAAAUGUAAUCUUAUUUUAGCAAUGCAUCAAUUUUAGGAAUUUUGGAGCUGCAUCAAAUCAAAUAAAAUUUGUUCAUAAUUAUAUGCAUAAAGUGUAAAUGCUGCUUCCACCAGUUCUAUGGUUAUAAAAGGUAGUAAAUAUUUCAUUCCUCCAUUACUCAGCCUUAGUACUCUUCUUUUGCUGCUAUCCAGUACAUUUUUAGAUUAGAAUGCUUUUAUGUAAACAUGAGGAAAUAAAAUUUUAUAAUUUUUUUCUCUUUUAAUAUUGUUUUUUUAUGUUCUCUGCUGUCACCAGCAUUAUAUUCAUUGAUCCCUAAUUAGUCCACUGCAUAUUUUAAAACAUAGGCAUGCCACAGUUUGAAAAUCAUUGCUUUAAAUCGUGAAUGUGUUUUAUUUCGGUUAAAAGAUAAUUCAAGUAUAUUUUGUUCUUUUUAUUUUAAACAUUAUAUAAAAAUGUUAUGAUUUUUAUUAUUACGUCAGUGAAGUAUUUACGUCAAUGUAUAUUUUGCUAGUAGUAAGAUUUGUAUUACUAUGUCCAAAAAAUUCCAGAACUUAUCUUAUUAAGAGGAAUGAGUACAAAACGUACCAUUUAAUUUUCUUUUGACUAACUACACUGCACAGCUAUGAAUUUUUGUCUUUGUUAUUGUAAUGAUUUUGAUCAGAAUGGUAAGUGUUUCCCCCCCCCAUAUUCACCAGUGUUUUUGUACUUCUUCAGAAGUUGAGAAUUGUUACCUCUUCAACAAAUUCUUCCUACGAAGAAAAAAUUGCAUAAAUCUAACUACUGAACUAGUUGUGAAAGUCAGUGUCAUAGCAGAGGUUAAUGGUACCCGAGCAUAAUGUUUUCCCCCUAGUCAUGUCUUUAUAAUGUCACUGUCACUUGUUUUGCAAGUGUAAAUUGCAUCAGGAGCAUUGUAACAUUUUUUCAGACAGUCACCAUAUUUUUCCUUAAAAAGUGGAAAAUAAGCCUCUAAUGUUUUGUCUCCCUGAACCCCUUCUCCUUUACCCAGUCACUACACCUCUAUAUCAAUAUUAGAACAUGAAGUUUUAACAUUAAAUUUGACACCAAGUGGGUGCUGUGAACCCCUUUCCCCCCCCCCCAUUGUUGUAAUGGAACACUCCUGAAAUAGCCUUCCAAAGACUUGUUUGCAUCUCAUUGAUAUAUACAGACAAUUAGGGAUUAUGAUAUAUUUUUAAUUGAAUUUUUCAUGUACUAUCCUCUAGCAAUCAAAGAAAAUGUAAUAUAUUUUCUUUGUGAUUGCAAGUUUUGAAGCAUGCUUUGCACAUGUUUGCAUUAGAUAAAACAGUUCUGGCUGACCUACUACUACUUGUUAAUUCAGAAAUGGCAUAAUUCAUUUACAUUUGGGGGAGGGGGGAUUUAAAUUCCAGAAUUUUUUGAACAUAUUAAUAGAAUAACCAACCUCUAAAAAGUCUGGUGAUCAAAUUUUUAUGAAAAAGUUUUAGAAUAGGAUAUAUUAAAAAGAACUUAAGCGAAAGUAUCAUAUUGAGAUACGAGAUUGAAUAUGUAAAUGAGAUUCAUAUUACACUUCCCAUUCUUAUUUAAUAAUUUAUAUUUAAAACUUUUAAAAGUUGAAAAUGUUCUUAUCAUACUUUAAAAAAUAAUUUAUACAUACAAAUUACCAUAAUAAUUUAUUACGAAUGCAUUAGCUAGUUUUUAUAAUGUUGUAAUAAGUUCUUUUAAUA